Messenger RNA from Chenopodium quinoa (quinoa), 1283 nucleotides. Its product is annotated as autophagy-related protein 101-like. Gene Ontology annotation, biological process: autophagy; autophagosome assembly. The coding region runs from base 336 to 986 and encodes 216 amino acids. NCBI's taxonomy places the organism in Eukaryota, Viridiplantae, Streptophyta, Magnoliopsida, Caryophyllales, Amaranthaceae. The transcript has 7 exons. The record is from RefSeq and is a predicted model, not a curated record. Gene Ontology annotation, cellular component: phagophore assembly site.
GAAUUUUUAAAAAUUAAAAAAAAAUUGUGGCUGGCCACUGAGUCACAUAUGAAACUUUAUAAUCUUAAUUAUCUUAAUAUCUCUAAUAUGAAUCUUUGAUUGACCAUCAACUUACUUUACCAGGUUAACAAACUGGUAAACUUCCCAUCAUCACUUGUUCUCCUUUGUCAACAAUCUUUUACAAAUUACAAUUGCUUUGCCCUCUUUACCUCUUUCUCUCUCUUCCCUCUCCCAAACCAAUCUAAAUUGCUCUACAAUCGAACAAUAGGAGAAUUACAGUUCAAUUUUCGAAUACCUCAUUUCAAACGGAUUUCAAUUCCAAUUUCUAGGUCCAAAUGAAUUGCGAAGUUUGCCAACUCAAAGAAUUGGAAGUAGAGCAUUUCGAAAUUAGAGAAGUUUUGCGAUGUAUACUACAUACAGUUAUGUUCCAUAGGGCUCUAGGCCUUGUGCGGCCAAAAGAUGUUGAUUUGGAACUUUUUGACAUUACAUACGUCCAAUGUGGAGAUGUGGAAUUGGAAAAGAAGAUAGAUGAGAAGAUUGAUCAGUUCAUUUCUUGGGUAGAGAAGCACCCUAAUAAAAAAAGUCAGAUAUGUUUGUCUUUCUAUGAAGUAAAGAGCAACAAGGCGAUAUGGUUCUCAAACAAAGUUGAACGUCUGUAUUGGGAACAAUGGUACAUCAAUCUGAAUGUUGCUCAACAUCACAAACCAACCUCUAGCAAAACUCACCACUCCAAAGUUAUAGACUCUGAGGGUGCAUCCGAGGAGAGAAGUGCUCGUAGGGCUGCAAUUGAAGUGUCACUUCGGGAGGUUCUCUUUCAAAUAAUAAAGUUUGUAAAUGAGAAAAAGGAUCAUAUUCCUCCCAUUCCAAGUCGUGAAGGAAUCUCAUUUCCCUAUGAGAUUACUAUCCCAAGCUCAUCAGACACUACGUUUGGGAUGGAUAUGAUCAAAAGGAUGCUUCAAACAGGCCAUCCAACCAUGCUUAGCUGACAAUUCAAUUCUAAAUCAGAUCAUCAGAAAGAUUUUAAUCUGGUCAAUCUGGAACAGGAUCGUAAAAGGUGACCGGGAUUCAUGUCUUAAGUGCUCUACAUCUGUAAAUAGUGUCUUCUUGUUUUCCCCUCUUCAUAUCUCACGUAUGAGUAAUUCCCUACUCUUCUCUGUACUAUAAUCCUGCGAAGGUUAAAGUUUCGGCAACUUGCUUGUUCAUAUCUAAUCUUUAUGCAUAUAAAUAUAUAAUGUCUUGUCCCUACUCUUAUUAUUGUUAACAAAAUUUAUUUUUCUUAUAAA